Oncorhynchus gorbuscha (pink salmon) is the source of this 1503-nucleotide messenger RNA. Its product is annotated as vacuolar protein sorting-associated protein 37D-like. Gene Ontology annotation, cellular component: ESCRT I complex. The record is from RefSeq and is a predicted model, not a curated record. Bases 132 to 1037 code for a protein of 301 amino acids. The transcript is spliced from 4 exons. Gene Ontology annotation, biological process: ubiquitin-dependent protein catabolic process via the multivesicular body sorting pathway; protein targeting to membrane; protein targeting to vacuole. Lineage: Eukaryota; Metazoa; Chordata; Actinopteri; Salmoniformes; Salmonidae.
UAUUGACUCUGCCAACAGAAGCUUUAACCCAUUUUCACUAGGCGCUUGUGGCUGUGCUAUUCACUGCGAACGACAUGGAACCAGAUAGGCUUGCAAACGAACUCGUCUGAAUUGCUUGUGAAGGAAAUACAAUGUCCAAUUUUAAGGACACAAACUCUACCCCAGACGGGUAUAGGGCUCUAAACAUGAGUGAAUUGCAGGAGCUUUUACAAGAUAAGGAAAAAAUGGACCAGAUCGUCCGGCUCAAUGAGAAGUUUCAGGAGCUGCAGGUGGACAGAGCGAUCCUGCUGACCUCCAACCGGAGCCUGGCCGAGGAGAGCAUCGCCAGGCGACCCCGCCUCAACAUCGGAAAACUCCAGCUUGCCGAGAAAUACAAGGAGCUGGCCAAUCUGGCAACCAUCUGUUGGGAAAAACAGAGCCGGCUCGUGCCCCACACACAGAAGCACAGCCUCCAAACAGCACAGAAUCUUCUCCACGAAGAUGUGGCGCGUGCUGAGGAACAGUCUGAGGACCUCCUGGAGAAGUUCAUGGAGGGGAAGUUGCCCUUGGAGGGGUUCCUGGACUCCUUCCAAAGCUCCAGGAAAAGAUACCACAUCCGCCGUGUUCAGGCAGAGAAAAUCCAGGAGCUCAGCCGAGCCAAAGAGAAUUCCAGCAAAAAGCUAGAGGAGCGAGAGGACAAGGCGCGGGAGGUGAAGAGAGACGAGCACCCUGAAACCCAGCAGCCCAUCAGCUUCGUGGCCCAGGGCCCGCCCCGGGUCUUCCAGCUCCGCUACGGCCUCACCCCCGCCAUCCUGCUGCCCCACUUCUCCCUGCCAACCACCUUGCCCUCUGCCCCGUCCCACGCCAGUCUACCUCCGCUGGACUCACAGCCGGGCCAGACCCACAUCCUGAGCACAAAUGCCCAGUUCUCGGGACAUGGGCACCCUGUGAACCUACGGGUCAUUGGACAAUUACCCGGUGGCUGGCCAACCAGACCGGUGCGGUUACAGCAGCUCUAUAGACCCGCCACUCACCAGCCUGAGCCUCUAUAUCGAUAGCUGAGGCAUGGGCCCUGGAGGUCUCUAGACAUGGAACCAAACAGCGGCUACCAGACUCAUGCACGCAAAGAUGGCCUUUGAAUACUUUGUGGAAUUGAUCUGACAUAUACGUUCUCCAGCCAUGACACAAAAUGUUAACAUAGCUAAAAAGGGAGAUAACCAGAAGCCAUUAAGCAUGGAGUAAGUGUAGUUGAAAGCAAGCAAGUUAAUGAAUGAAUGAAGGAGCAACAGGUUGUGGUUUUCAUUGUUGUUCGUUUUUUUCUUUGAAUGUUACACUGUCAGGGCGUCACAUGGUUGUGAAGCACAGCAAUGAUAUGAAAUGUCUCAAAUGGAGUAGUGCCUCCGGGUUGUCAUAAAGGACCCCAUUGUCCAUUCCUGCGACUUAGAACUGCAAGGCUUCUAUGAAAUGGCCUGGUGUCAUUUUGCUGAUGAUCAAUAAAGUACAAAUGGUGGUGUUUAUUAUUAA